ACUCCUACUGGGGGAAUUCCCAGAGCACACUAUAAAAGGGCUCCCACUGUCCUUUCUCCAUCAUACCUGUUUGCUGAAAAGAUGAAGUGUGCAAACUUGGCUGUGCUGCUGGUCUUUCUACAAAAUGCCAUUGCACAGAAUGCAACCAGCAUCACACUCCAGAAUGUGCCUACACCUCUUCCUACCCUGGUGGAAUAUCUGACUGAACCUCAGGCCACACUCAACAAACCUCAGUUCAUGCCAGAGCCAUUUGCCAACGUAACCGGCUCUUUGAAUGAAAAUGGAGUGUGCCAAUGCUCAGUGUACCUGCCAGACACCGCCUUUCCUGUGCAGAAGGUCGAGAUGCUGGAAAUCACAGCCCGAGUGCUUUCUGAGAAAUUUGAAAUAGAACUUACUAAAGUUAGCCAAUAUACCAAAGCAAUUCAAAUAUAUGAACAGAAAAUCCGAAACCUAACCAUCAAGGUGGAACAUAUGGAGUCAACCAGUGUUUCUUACACUGAGUUGGACUUUCAGUUACUGAAACUGGAAAUCAAUGAAAUGCAGAGACUGGUCACUCAGCUGAAAUCCACACUUGUUGGAAGCAAUGUGAUUGUUGAACAACUAUACGUGGAGAUUAGGAAUCUGACUGUCAUGGUAAAUGAUCUGGAAUCAUUGGACAAAAACAAUAUCCUUGCAAUCCGUCGAGAAAUUGUGACACUGCAGAAUCGAUUGAAGGAAUGUGAAAAGGAUAGAAAUCAAACCACUCCACCCUCCUAUUUCCCACCAGGUAGUUGUGGUCAUGGUGGAAUUGUGAAUAUCAGCCAGCCCUAUGUUGUACAGCUGAACUGGAGAGGAUUUCCCUUCAAAUAUGGUGCCUGGGGUAGGGAUUACUCUCUUCGGACGCCACAGAAGGACCUAUACUGGGUUGCACCUUUGAACACAGAUGGAAGAAUCUUGGAAUAUUACAGACUUCAUAAUUCCUAUGAUGAUUUGCUGCUAUUCAAAAACGCUAAAGACAAUAGAAUUGUAUACGGGGAAGGCAGUGGCACUGCAGUUUACAAUAAUUUCAUGUAUUAUAAUAUAUAUAAUACAAGAGAUAUGGGCAAGCUCGAUUUAAACACAAACACAUUGGCUUUGAGGAAAACUCUGCCCAACGCUGCUUAUGGUAACCGUUUCUCUUAUGCUGGUGUUGGGUGGCAAGAUAUGGACUUUGCUGUGGAUGAAAGUGGAUUAUGGGUAAUUUAUUCAACUGAGGAAAGCACGGGUAACAUUGUGAUUAGCAAACUCAAUGAGACCACACUUGAUGUGCUCCAUACUUGGAAAACAAGGCAGUACAAGCCAUCUGUUUCCAACGCUUUCAUCGUAUGUGGUGUUCUAUAUGCCACAAGACCUGUCAACACUAGGAAAGAGGAAAUAUUUUACAUGUAUGACACCAACACUGAACAGGAAGGUAGAAUUAGUAUAAUUAUGGACAAAAUGUUAGAAACAGUUCAGAGUAUCAACUAUAACCCCUCAGACCAAAUCCUGUAUGUUUACAAUGAUGGCUACCUUGUUAGAUACAAUCUGAUUUUUCAACCUGCGUUACACUGA
Molecule: messenger RNA, 1569 nt
Organism: Emys orbicularis (European pond turtle)
Lineage: Eukaryota; Metazoa; Chordata; Testudines; Emydidae
Gene: OLFM4
Product: olfactomedin 4
Exons: 6
Coding region: 82-1569 (495 amino acids)
Biological process (GO): signal transduction
Source: RefSeq, a predicted model, not a curated record